AUGUUGAUGUCAGAGUUCACGUCGCCGCAUCCCAAAGAAGCCGCGAGCCCCUUGCUCUCUGCCGUGCCUGCCUGCAUACCUGCCGUGGACGCCGGAGGUGUGGUCCGGAGGGUGGAGAAAGGAGCAGAUGCUCCAGCUUCAGCCAGGUUCGGGGCCAAUCACGGUGCUUCAAAAGAGGAACACUCGGUAAUAGAGCGGGGCCACGUCAGCCUUCGACGGCUUCUCAUUCGAUCGAGCACCGACGCCACAGGUUUCAUCGAUCGCUGUCACUGGCAACGCACUUCCCGCUUCACCGGCACAAAGGGCAGCACCACGACGCCGUUUGAUCUGGCCCUCGUCGACUGCGUCAGCCAGUAUGGUGCCGCGAUUCGAGGUCUGGAGGGAGGCGCCGAGAUUAAGGAAUUGGUUCAGGCCAGAGGCGACGGUGAAGAGGGCCACUAG
Molecule: messenger RNA, 441 nt
Organism: Colletotrichum orchidophilum
Lineage: Eukaryota; Fungi; Ascomycota; Sordariomycetes; Glomerellales; Glomerellaceae
Product: xylulose-5-phosphate phosphoketolase
Exons: 2
Coding region: 1-441 (146 amino acids)
Source: RefSeq, a predicted model, not a curated record